Molecule: messenger RNA, 1248 nt
Organism: Talaromyces rugulosus
Lineage: Eukaryota; Fungi; Ascomycota; Eurotiomycetes; Eurotiales; Trichocomaceae
Exons: 5
Coding region: 1-1248 (415 amino acids)
Biological process (GO): NADPH regeneration
Cellular component (GO): cytoplasm
Molecular function (GO): oxidoreductase activity; nucleotide binding
Source: RefSeq, a predicted model, not a curated record
AUGGCUCCUCCUAGCGUUCUCAUGGUCGGCACCGGCGAGUACACUACCGGCUUUGUUGGUGGUGGCCAGUCCGGCUCAGACAAAAAAGUCGGCGUGGUCGGCCUGACGCUGUUUGACCUGCGUCGUCGAGGCAAAGUCGGUCAGCUUAGCAUGGUGGGCGUGUCGGGCAGGAAGUUUCCUGCUAUCAAGCAACAUCUUCAAAAAAACAUCUCAGACGUGUACAACGGACUCGACGUCUCCUUCUCCUCGUUCCCAGCCGAUGACCAGACCGACCCGGAAGCAUACAAACAGGCCAUCGACGCGCUGGCACCGGGCUCAGCAAUCACCAUCUUCACACCAGACACAACACACUACACAAUCGCACUGUACGCGAUCCAGCGCAAGAUCCACGUACUCAUCACCAAACCCGCCACAAAACUGCUCGAGGAUCACUUGGACCUCCUCCAAGAAUCGCGCAAGCACGGCGUGCUCGUCUUCAUCGAGCACCACAAACGCUUCGACCCAGCGUACGCCGACGCACGCGCCAAAGCCAAGGGUCUGGGCGAUUUCAAUUACUUUUAUAGUUAUAUGAGCCAACCGAAAUCCCAACUCGAGACUUUUAAAGCAUGGGCGGGAAAGGACAGCGAUAUCUCGUACUAUCUCAAUUCGCAUCAUGUCGAUAUCUGUGAGAGCAUGGUGCCCGAGUACACACCCGUAAAAGUGACGGCGACCGCAAGCACAGGUUCAGCAUGGGAUUUGGGCUGUGUGCCCGAGACUGAGGAUACUAUUACGCUGCUGGUCGAGUGGAGGAAGAAAUCCGAUCCGGCGCGUGUGGCCACGGGCGUGUAUACGGCGAGCUGGACGGCGCCGCAGAAGGCUGGUGUGCAUUCGAACCAGUACUUUCACUACAUGGGCUCCCAGGGUGAGAUUCGCAUCAACCAGGCCAAGCGCGGCUACGACGUGGCCGACGACAGCCAGAACCAAGUCAUCUGGUACAACCCAUUCUACAUGCGCUACGCCCCGGACGAAGAAGGAAACUUUGCCGGCCAGACCGGAUACGGCUACAUCAGUUUCGAAAAGUUCAUUGAUGCAGCGACCGCUGUCAACGAAGGGCGCGUGACGCUCGAUGAGCUGGAUGCGCGCGGGCUGCCGACGUUGGCAAACACGGUGGCCACCACUGCGAUUCUACACGCUGGGCGUGUGUCGCUGGAUGAGAAGAGGGCGGUGGAGAUUGUGAGUGGUGAUGGGCAGGGAUGGGCUUUGAAGUGA